Molecule: messenger RNA, 8409 nt
Organism: Suncus etruscus (white-toothed pygmy shrew)
Lineage: Eukaryota; Metazoa; Chordata; Mammalia; Eulipotyphla; Soricidae
Gene: ZFYVE26
Product: zinc finger FYVE-type containing 26
Exons: 42
Coding region: 120-7730 (2536 amino acids)
Biological process (GO): double-strand break repair via homologous recombination; mitotic cytokinesis; regulation of cytokinesis
Cellular component (GO): lysosomal membrane; centrosome; midbody
Molecular function (GO): metal ion binding; phosphatidylinositol-3-phosphate binding
Source: RefSeq, a predicted model, not a curated record
ACCCUCUUCCUUGGGGCGCCCAGAGCAGGAGGUACUACACAAAUGACACCAUUGAGAAAGUGUUCUAUUUAAUUCAUCUCUUCCUAUUAUCCCUGCACUUUUGUGCUGGGGAAAAAAAUAUGAAUCAUCCUUUUGGAAAAGAAGAAACUGCUUCCCAGCAGCAACUAUUUGAAUUUUUCUGUGAGUGUCUGCGUAGAGGAGACUGGGAUUUGGCGCAGGCAUGCGUUCCACAACUACAGGAGGCACAUGGGAAUAUCCCAAAGAAGGUGGAGGACCUGCUGCUGGCUCUGGUGGUGUGUCCAAAUGAGCUGAGAUGUGGACAAGACUUGAAUCCUCAAAGACUAGCUUGGAUCUGGCUUCUUGUACUGGAAAAAUGGUUGGCUCGAGAAAAGAAGUUACUCUCGACUAUUUUCCGGAGAAAGCUUGAGUUUCUCUUGUUGUCGGAACACCUCCCUGGUGACAUUUCAGAGGACAUCCUCAAGGAGCUCUACGAGGCCUUAGCAAAAGCCACAGUAUGCCCUGUUCUACAUGGAGACAGGAGGCAGAAGAGCUGCACCCCUGAGCUCAGCUCACCAGCCCUCUCUGUGCUCUGGGAUCUUCUGAGGCAAGCACCUGGGCCAGCACAGGCCCUGCUGGAGCUCCUGCUGGAGGAGGAGGAUGGCACUGGCCUCUGUGGCUGGCUCCAGAAGGCACUGGUGGACCUUAUUUGCAAGGCUUUGCGAGAUUUGCAGAAUUCGGCCACCACCUCUCCAGGCGUCGUAGAUGCAGUCUAUGGAGCCCUACGGACUCUGCGUUGCCCUGCAGAGCCACAGGGGGCCGAGCUUCGGGUCCUGUGUGAAGAGCUGGUGGAGGCCUGCAGGACAGAGGGGUCCCCCCUACACGAGGAGCAGCUGCUGGGGUGCCUACUGCACAGGGCCGGGAGGGGGCUGAUCACCCUCUACAGCCACACCUUUGCCGAGAAGGACACAGAAAAGUCACUGAAGGUCACCCUGUCAGGAAAAGUUUCACCAGAUCACCUGGAUCCUGAGCAGACAGUUCUAGCUCUGUUCUCUAAUACUGAUCCAGCCCAGGCUUGGAAAUCAGCCUAUUUCUACUGCCUGGCCAACAAUAAACACUUCCUGGAACAGAUCCUGCUGACAGCACUUACACUGUUGAAAGAGGAAGACUUCCCCAGUCUCGGCCGCCUGCUCAGUAGAGAAUUCAAACCUCUCGGUCGACUGCUUGUCCUCUUGGGCUGGACACACUGCCAGAGCUUGGAUUCAGCCAAGCAGCUGCUACACACAGUCCACACUUCCCAGGACCAAAGCAGUGACAAGCUCCUCGGGGAUGCUUGUGAGGGGCUGUGGGCACACCUGGAGGUUUUGGAGUGGUGCGUGCAACAGAGCAGCAACCCCAUACCAAAGAGAGAUCUCUUAUACCAUUUACACGGUGGAGACAACCACUCAGUGCUUUACUCGCUUCAUCAUCUUACCAACCUUCCAGCACUCAGGGAGGAAGAGGUCCUCAAACUCUUACAGAAAGUGCCAGUCAAAGACCCCCAGCAAGAGCACGAUGCAACUGACACCCUGGUACCCGAGCAUCGGAGCCACAGCCACAACCUGACCCUCUACCAGAGCUUCUGUGCCAUGAAGUACGCCAUCUAUGCACUCUGUGUCAACUCACACCAGCAUUCCCAGUGCCAGGAAUGCAAAGACACUCCCUCCGAGGACCCGAAUUUAAUGGUGGAGCCAGCAGAUGAGCCUCCGUCGUCCCCAGGUGCUUCUGAUCUCUUCACAACAUACAUGGCCAGGUGUCAACACUUCCUGUGCAGGGUCCCUGACUCUUUGUGCUUGGAACUUCUGGAAAACAUCUUUUCGUUGCUCCUGAUUACAUCUGCCGAUCUCUACCCAGAACCUCCCCUGCCCGAGGACUAUGUGGAGGAUGACGAUGUGGAGGGCAAGGGCCACGAGGUCUGUCCGUCUCCGGCAGAGAGCCCUCAGCACAUGCCACCGCCUGAGAAGAAGGCAGAACGGGCUGCACCCUGCAUUUCUAGAUGUCUUGCUUACCCCGUUCCAGACUGUCUGAAAGCAGAAUCCAAAGACCCUGGGCCUCGGGGGAGCAGCUUUUUGGACCUCAGGCACAUGACCAGGGGUGUCACUGGGUUCCUGGCCAACGAACGUGCAUUGGGGGCUUUCCUUGGACUACUCCAGGAACAGCUGGAUGCUCUAAGCAGCCGCAUUUCCCCACAGAAGACACAACCUCCAGAAGGCCCAAACUGCUCAGGGAGCAGAGCCGGGCUGCAGGGCCGUGUGCACCGCUUCUCCAAGAUUCUCUCUGAGGCACAAUGGAGGUUCAAGGUGGUAAAGAGCAACCGGAGCUCAGAAGAACAACCUUCUCGAAGAUAUCGGCCUAUUGUUUCACAGCACCCAGGUCUCCGUCGGGGGCGGCGGACAAGAAAGAGUCGUGCAGAAGGCCGGGACAGAGGUUCGAACCCAUCCUUGGAAAGUACAAGUAGUGAACUGAGCACAAGCACUUCAGAGGGGAGCCUGAGCGCUGUAUCUGGGAGGAAUGAGCCAGCUGGCCAGUUGCAGCCUCAGAGUUCCCUCCUGCCCAUGAUGUUCUCCCCACCGGAGUCACUGCUGGCAUCCUGCAUCCUCCGGGGAAACUUUGCAGAAGCCCAUCAGGUGGUGUUCAUGUUCGACCUGAAGUCCUCUCCCAGUUCAGGAGAGCUCAUAUUCAUGGAACGCUACCAGGAGGUGAUCCAGGAGUUGGCCCGUGUAGAACACAAAAUUGAAAACCAGAACUCAGACACCGGUAGCAGCACCUCCCGCAGAACCAGCAGUGGCCGCUCAACGCUCCAGGCCAUUGGCAGCGCAGCAGCCGCAGGAAUGGUAUUUUACUCCAUCUCUGACGUCACCGACAAACUGCUUGGCACCUCUGGAGACCCCAUCCCCGUGCUCCAGGAGGACUUUUGGAUGAACAGCAGCCUGGUGGAGCGAACGCCUCCCCUGCAGGAAGUUCUGGCAGACCUCAGCCCCGCCGCCAUGGCUGCAUUUGACCUGGCGUGCUCUCAGUGCCAGCUCUGGAAAACCUGUAAGCAGCUCCUGGAGACGGCUGAGCGGCGUCUGCACAGCAGCCUGGAGAGUCGGGGUCGACGGCUAGACCAUUCUCCCCUCAAUGCGGAAGGCCUUCGUGGUUUUCCUGCUGUUCUGCAACAAAUCAGUAAAAUUCUCAACUACUCACUUACAUCAGCUGGACAGGCGAAAUCUGAAAGUGCCGAGGAAAAGGGAGGAGGCGCUCCUCGGUGCAGCAUUGCCGAGCUCCUUCAGAUGAACUGGCCCAGCCUAACCGAGGACUGUGUUGCCAGCCACAUCACACUCGCUCAGCAGCUGGAUCAGGUUGUGUCGGUGCUAAGAGAGGGACUCGAGCUGCCAGCCUCGAAGAGUACUCCGCUGGCCUCCCUGAUGGAGCAGGUGGCCCAGAAGGCUCCAGAAGCAGAGUCCCACCCUGUCCACAUUCAGACUCAGCUCCUCCAGAAGCACCUGGGUAGACAGCAUCCAGCAGGUGGCAGACAGACUAACUACCUGGGCACAUUCUUUAGCUACUGCAGUACCUUGGCCACUGUUCUCCUUCGGAGUUUGAGCUCUGAAUCUGAUCAUGUGGAGAUCAAGGUAGGCAAUCCCUUUGUUCUCCUGCAGCAGAACUCUUCCCAGCUGGUGUCACACCUCCUGCAUGAGAAACAGGUUCCCCCAGACAGGCUUUCAGCCCUUUUGGGCCAAGAAGGUCUCAGUCUGAGUGUGCCACAGGUCAUUGUCAACUGCUGCUGUGACCCCUUGGCCCUGUGCCCUGCUAAGCAGAGCCAGCAGACAACCUCCCUUCUCACCCACCUGGGCACCGUGGCCCAGCUGCAUGUCUCUCGAUGCCUUGAAGACCUGGCACUGCCCCCACUAGGCCUGCCAGGACCCGCAGAGGAUCUCACCUCAGAGAGGAAAAGCUGCUACUCUCAAAGGGAUUCAUCCCCCGUGGCCCUCACCUCCUCAGCCUUGGCCUUCCUCAAGUCCAGCUCCAAGCUGCUGGCCACUGCGGCCUGUCUGAGGGCUCCCCGGGCCUCCAAGGUCACCAAGCCCAUCUUGUCCUGGAAGGAAUUCCGUGGCCUCAGAGAGGGGCCUCUAACCCCGGAACAGGUGUCACGGGAGUGCGAGCUCCUCCUGGAACAAUUUCCUAUGCUGGAGGCCUCCCUGUUGGCUGCCUGGGAGCCCCUCCGGACACCUUCCCAGCAGGGGCAGAAUCUGGCAUCCAGUCUGUGUGGCCAGCCCAGCAUCCCAACUGUCCUCCUGGGCUUGCAUGCUUCAAAUGCCCUUGAGGUUCUCACUGAGGCCUUCAACGAAGCUCUGGAGGCCAGAGAUUGGCUGCGGGCCCUUUGUCUCCUUGAAGCAUACGGGCAGGACAGGGAAGCGCUGAGCAGCAUAAAGGAUGCUGUGUUGAGUUGUGCCGCAGCCUAUGACACAGAAGGUUGGCAAUACCUCUUUCCUAUAAAGGAUGCGUCUAUGAGAAGUCAGCUCACCCUGCAGUUUGUGGACCGCUGGCCUCUAGAGUCCUGCCUGGAGAUCUUGGCCUACUGUCUUUCAGACCUAGCAGUCAAGGAUGGACUCAGGUGUGAGCUCCAGAGAAAGCUGGCAGAGCUGCGGAUCUAUCAGAAGAUUCUAGGUUUACAGGAGACCCCGGUGUGGAGUGGCUGGCAGGCCCUGAGGAACUGUUGCAUGGAAGACCCUUCCACUGUCAUGCACAUGAUUCUAGAAGCAAAGGAAUAUGAGCUCUGUGAGGAGUGGGGCUUCCUCUACCCAAUUCCAAGGGAACAUUUGAUCAGCCUCCAUCAAAAGCAUCUUCUCCACCUGCUGGAAAGAGGAGAUCAUGAGAAAGCUCUGCAGCUCUUGCAAAGAAUUCCUGAUGCCUCCAUGUGCCUUGAGGUCACAGAGCAGUCCCUGGAUCUUCACCCCAGUUUGGCCACUUGUCACUUCCUGGCCAACUACCUCACUACCCACUUCUAUGGAGACCUGACUGCUGUUCGUCACCGUGAAAUCCAGGCACUGUACAUGGGAUCCAAGGUUCUGCUGACUCUGCCUGAGCAGCACCGAGCCAGCUAUGCCCACUUGUCCACUAGCCCCCUGCUCAUGCUGGAACAGCUACUCAUGAACAUGCAGGUGGAUUGGGCCACUGUGGCUGUACAGACACUGCACCAGCUGCUGGACAGCCUGGACAUUGGCUUCACCAUGGACCAGGUUGACUCUCUUCUUUCCAGAUAUGCAGGGAAAGCCCUGGACUUCCCUUACUCUCUGAGGGAGAAGCGAUCAGAUUCUGUGAGUCAACUCCAGGACCUUGUGGGUCAAACUUCAGACCUCGAGACCCUGUCUAAGUCACCUUCUGUGGAGUUUCCUCCUGCUGCUGUACCUGGCAACUUGCUUGUACAUUCACCCUGCGUGAGGGAGAAGUGCUUCCCACAGGGCCUACCCCCGCUGGACUUUGUGCCCCCGGCCACCCCCCCUGCCAGGCACCAGUGGGUCCCCGAUGAGACGGAAAGUGUCUGCAUGGUCUGCCGCAGGGAACACUUCACCAUGUUCAACAGGCGUCAUCAUUGUCGCCGCUGUGGCCGGCUGGUGUGCAGUUCCUGCUCCACUCAGAAAAUGGUGGUGGACGGCUGCAGAGAGAACCCUGCUCGUGUGUGCGACCAGUGCUAUAGCUACUACAACCAAGAUGUGCCAAAGGAUAGUCCAGGACAACCAGAAGUACCAGACAAGUUCGAGAGUGAGACCCCCCCUUACUCAGCUGUGGUGAAGGUGCCCAAAGCAGCGGAGAUCGAAUGGAUUUUGGAUCUGAACGAGGAGGAAAACGAGCUGGUACGGAGUGAAUUCUACUAUGAGCAGGCCCCCAGCGCCUCCUUGUGCAUCGCCAUCCUGAACCUGCACCGUGACGGUGUUGCUUGUGGCCACCAGUUGAUCGAGCACUGCUGCAAGCUGUCCCAGCGCCUCACCAACCCAGAGGUGGAUGCCGGGCUGCUCACCGACAUCAUGAAGCAGCUGCUCUUCAGCGCCAAGAUGCUGUUCGUCAAGGCUGGCUGUAGCCAGGAUCUGGCUCUCUGCGACAGCUACAUCAGCAAGGUAGACGUGCUGAAUAUCUUAGUGGCUGCUGCCUAUCGCCAUGUGCCAUCUCUGGAUCAGCUCUUGCAGCCGGCUGCAGUCACCAGGCUAAGGAACCAGCUGUUGGAGGCUGAGUACUACCAGCUGGGGGUUGAGGUCUCCACAAAGACUGGGCUUGACACCACUGGAGCAUGGCACGCUUGGGGCAUGGCCUGCCUCAAAGCGGGGAACCUCACUGCUGCCCGGGAAAAGUUCAGUCGCUGUCUCAAGCCCCCCUUGGACCUAAAUCAGCUGAGUCAUGGCUCCAGACUGGUACAGGAUGUGGUUGAAUAUCUGGAGUCCACUGUGAGGCCGCUCCUAUCCUUGCAAGAUGACGACUACUUGGCCACUCUGAAGGAACUGGAAGCCACUCUGCGGACCCAGAGCCUGUCUCUGGAGGUGGUACCCGAAGGCAAGAUCAUGAACAACACUUACUACCAAGAAUGCCUCUUCUACCUGCACACCUACAGCACCCACCUGGCCAUCAUCAGCUUCUACGUGAGGCAUAACUGCCUGCGGGAAGCACUCCUACACCUCCUCAACAAGGAGAGUCCUCCAGACGUCUUCAUAGAAGGCAUUUUCCAGCCCUGUUAUAAAAGUGGGAAGCUACAUGUCUUGGAAAACUUGCUAGAAUCCAUUGAUCCAACCUUGGAGAGCUGGGGAAACUACUUGAUAGCCGCCUGCCAACAUUUACAGAAGAAGAACUACUACCACAUUCUUUACGAGCUGCAGCAGUUUAUGAAGGACCAAGUCCGGGCCGCCAUGACCUGUAUCUGGUUCUUCAGUCACAAGGCAAAAACCUACACGGAACUGGGUGAGAAGCUCUCUUGGCUGCUGAAGGCGAAGGACCACCUGAAGAUCUACCUCCAAGAAACAUCCCGCAGUGCCCGGAGAAAGAAAGCGGCCUUCUUCAGGAAGAAGAUGACUGCAGCUGACGUGUCCAGGCACAUGAACACGCUCCAACUGCAGAUGGAGGUGACCAGGUUCUUACAUCGGUGCGAGAGUGCUGGCACCUCCCAAGUCACCGCUUUGCCUCUGCCAACCCUGUUUGGAAAUAACCUCAUGAAAAUGGAUGUGGCUUGCAAGGUCAUGCUAGGAGGGAAGAACAUCGAAGAAGGCUUUGGAAUCGCUUUCCGAGUUCUGCAGGACUUCCAGCUGGACGCAGCCACCACCUACUGCAGAGCCGCACGGCAGCUGGUGGAGAGGGAGAAAUACGGUGAGAUCCGGCAGCUGCUCCAGUGUGUCAGCGAGUCGGGCCUGGGGACUCAGAGCGACAGGGACACCAUCCUCCUCAACUGUCUGGAAGCUUUCAGGAGAAUUCCGCCCCAGGAGCUGGAGGGCCUGAUCCAGGCGAUGCACAGUGAUGACAACAAGGUCCAAGCCUAUUUGACUUGCUGCAAAUUGCGCUCUGCUUACUUGAUCGCCGUGAAGCAGGAGCACUCUCGGGCCACUACCCUGGUGCAGCAGGUGCAGCAGGCGGCCGCAAGCAGCGGGGAUGCCGUCGUGAAGGACAUCUGUACCCAGUGGCUGCUGACGAGUCGCCCUCGGGGUGCCCAUAGCUCCGGUUCCAGGAAGUGACCGUGGGCCUCUGGCCCCGUAAUUGGAACAGGGGAGACGGGGAGACUCUCUCUUCCUCUCUCCAGAACAUUGCACAUGCCUGGCUCUGCCCCAGGCAUUCAAGAGCAGACCUGGGCCCAGCUCUCUAUCUUAGUCCAGCCCAGGAGCUUUCACACAAGUGCCACGUGUCUAUGAGAUUACGGACUCUGCGUCUGUCUGGAGAUCGUCGAUUCUUUCUACCUCAGUGUGAGUGAGUUUGUGUGUGUGUGUGCAUCUUUGCACAUUUGUGUUUACACCCAAGCAUUUCUGAACAAACGAAACCCUGCAAAGAGGCACUUUACUUUAGACUCCCUCGUCUGAAGACCUCCCCCCUACGUUUUGGUUCUUAGCCACAUCUUCCUGUCUGUGCACGGAGUCCCCCCUGUGGAAACACCCUAAGAGUUCUUCACAGCUUCCAUUUUUCUUGGGACUGACGGGAGCGCCACAAGGAUCGCUAUUUUGCCUUCCUCCUGCAAACCCCCCAAUUUUUUUUUUCAGAGAUGGCUUUGGGGCACUUGCUAACCCUCAAAUAAAACUACUUCAAGUAUCUUCUCUCACAAGCACAAGUAGUCUGUGGAAGACAGUGUUACAGAAAGGACCUCUGAAAGCUGUGGCUGUUACAUACAGGAGGCAUGGAGUCCCACAGAGCUGCCUUUGCGAG